ACACACACACACACAUACUCACACACACAUUCAGAUGAACCGGAUCAUGAGACUCUAAAAUACACGCCCACAACGGCAGCAUCACUGUGCUGCACCAGAACAGAAAGAACCAGUCUUUACCCCCAUCCCUGACUCUCCCGCUCUCACUCUCUGUCUGCCUCAUUCUAUCUCAUGCGCACACACACACAUACAGACAGACACGUGCUGCAGGGGAGAUCUGAGCGUUGGGUCGUUGAGCAUUCAGAUCCCCCUCCCCUUCUUCUUCAUCCUCCCUCUUCCUCUCGCUCUUGCGCUCACUCUCUCCCCCUGUUCACCUUGUCUGUUCCGGCUGCAUGGUUUAUUAUUGCAUCAGAGCCAGCGAGAGCCAGCGAGCAUCAUGCCGGGGGAGAGCACGCACAGAUCUGUCCCCGCCGACAAGGAUCCAGAGCAGGGAGCUGAGGAGACGGGGCUCCCUGGACCAGACAUGACCAGACACCCAUCUACCGACUCCACCCCGAGUGACAGUGGCUCCUCCCCUAGUGAUAGUGGUUCUAGCCCUUCUCCCAGCACUCCUCAGAAGCUACUCCCAGCAUGCACUUCUCCAUUUGGACCACGACUAUUUCAUGUGACACCUAGGUCUUCUGGUACUCCAAGACCUCAACCUGAAGGCUCUGACCAUCGCAACAACACUCCAAGAUUGUCUGGAAAAUUAGGUGGUCAUGGACCAUGUGGCCGCCAUAUUCCUGUAAAGAUGGAGAGAAUCAAGGUGCUGACUGGUUCUGAGGUGGAGAGUGACUUUCAAGAGGCACAGACUAUUGACACGAGGGUGGUGAUGGGCCAAGAAACAUUGCUUAAAACGACAGAGAUCCAAAAAGGGAGUUCCCCAAUUGAGACAAGUGGUCAGGCUAUUCCUUUGCCAGAUGUCCCAAGUGUUUCAGAUCCCCAGCCACAAGAAAAAGUGACUCAGCUGGGACCCAGCACAGAGGAAAGUCAGUCCCAAAGUCCUCAAAGACAAGAAAACCCUGCGCAGCCCACGAUUGCACUCCCGUACCCUUGCCACAACCCCCUACCCCCUUCCUCUACUUCUCCAAAGCUUGUCACUACAGAUGACAAAUUGGUAGACAACAAGGAAGAGAGUCCAGCUCUCUCUCAAGAUGAAGUGCCUUCCCUCUCCUUAUCUGAUCUGGCCUGUCCAGUUGCAUUGUCCUUUUCUGAACCAGCUUGUGCUGUUGACCCACUACGAGUGGGUGUGCCCUCAUCGCUUGACCCCGACCUUUACUACACCGCACCCUCCACCCCAAUUAAGAUGGCUUCCCGCUCUUCGCACCUUAAACAUCAUUCAUAUCCAGGCUCCCCAGCCAGCCCUCUCUCCCCCAGCACUCCCUCUGACAGUGAAGACCUCUGUUCCCCUCUUACUUCUCCUUCUGGCUCUUAUAUGACAGCAGAGGGAGGAAGCUGGGCCUCAUCUUACACAUCAUCAACCUCCCCCUCCACUUCCCCCAACCUUCUCCUCAUAGAAGAAACACAAGAGGCCCCUGCCUGCUUUGUCAGCUCUUUAUCAGAGAUUGGAGAUGAAGUUGGGGAGGAAAAGGGACGAGUGGUUCCCGAACGGGAGGAGGAAAGGGCAGCAGACUUGGGCCUGUACCAUCCUGAGGAAUUUGUCAUGAAUUCUCAUGUAGGUGUUACAGACACAGUGAUUGCAGAGGAGGUAGAAUCUCUUAAAGAGGAAGAGAUUAAGAUUUGUAGAGAAAGUUGUCGUCCGUGCUGGGUAACUGAGGAUACAUCUCCUCUAAGAAGUAGUAGCAGCAGUGACUCCCAGGAGGAUGGGGGAGAGUCUGAAAGUUCACUCUGCCCUCUUGAGGAGGCCAGUGCAGGGGCAGCAGAGUACUCGAGCCCCAUGGAGACAGGGCUGAGACUGCAACUGGAGGCUUGCAUAUCAGAAGGAUGUUAUGGACUAAUGGAGAGCCACCUAGAUCUUCCUUCCUCUGCCUUUACUCCUGAUACAGAGAACAUGACCAUGGCGUCAUCUAGCAUUAGCCCUGACUCACCUGUCCUCCCCCUGGAUGCCUUCUGUCCGGGAGCCUUUGAUAGGCUUGGCCAUAGUUCUUUCAUACUCUCCCAGGCAGACUGUGCUGAUGAUACACCAGAAGAGGAAAUGAUGAUCCCUGCCUCUCUUAUCUCCUUUCCUCUUCACACCAGCCUUAUCUUUAAGGCUGAUUCAAUGGAAAUCACCCUCUUCCCCACAGAAGAGGAGAAUGAAACAGACGUUAAUGACAGAAAUGAAGGAAAGGAUGUUGAUGCAUAUGCAGCAGGAGAGGAGGAGGCAGAUGUAGAAGAUGAUGAUGAUGAUUCUGAUGAUGAUGACGAUGACGAUGAUGAUGAAGAGGAUGGCGAUGAAUAUGAUUUUGAUGAUUACGUUGGUGGCAGUUCUAAUGGAGCGGCUAACAGUAAUGAAGAUGAGGAACAUAACAAAGGUGAUGCCAGCGAUGACCAUGACGAGGCAGUUGGGGAAGCUAAGGUAGAAGUGAAAGUUGUAGAAGAGGAAGAGAAGGAUGCAGAGGAGCAGGAUGAUGAGGAGGAGUGUAAUAACAAAGCUAUUGAGGAUCCUACAGAUGAGGACAGCUCCUUCCUUCAUUCACUUUCAGAAACAUCUAUCAAUGAGGGGUUGGAUGAGUCCUUUUGUUUCCAAGAUGAUACAGAUGACUCAUUAGAUUCUGCUUCUUAUAAUGGGGAAGAAGACGAACGUCUAUAUAGCACAGAGAGGCAUGCACAAUCACUAGAACCUGAACCAGUGGAUGGACUUGAUCUGACUGAAAUCCAGUCGGCACCAGAACAGGGUUCUACUCUUGGAACAGGUCAGACUGAACCUUUGCACACAGAACUGUGCAUGGAAAAACUACCUGGUCACCCAGCCACCUGUCUCUUCGGAGCCACUGCUGCCCACCCUAAAGACAGCGAUAUAGAAACUGAACCUUUGGAUGAUCCUAAAACCCCAGAACCCCAAUUAGACACUGAAAUGGAAUCUGCCAAUGAAACAGGUCACACAGAUACUCUGCACAUGAGCACAGGCCAACCACUGUCCUGUACUUCAGAAGGAGAUUCUUGUCUACCAGACUCCUCCAGCAUCUUGAGCCAGACUCAGAAUGCAAGUGAGCUAAAUAAUAAUGCUUGUUCUACCACCUCUUUUGAAGAACCUACGGAAAGUCCAGCCAGUUCUGUUGUCAUAUGUUCUGUACCUGCCUCUGCUGCUGAGUCCAGCACUUGUCCUCCUGCUGCAAUUUCUGUGCAGGAGACAACAGAGAUAAAACCUUCCACUGUUCCAGAAGAACUGGAUGAGGAAAAUGACCAGAUGGAGGACGUUGAUUUGACGCAGGAGACAACAGAGAUAAAACCUUCCACUGUUCCAGAAGAACUGAAUGAGGAACAUGACCAGAUGGAGGACGUUGAUUUGACGCAGGAGACAACAGAGCUAAAACCUUCCACUGUUCCAGAAGAACUGAAUGAGGAACAUGACCAGAUGGAGGACGUUGAUUUGACACAGGAGACAACAGACCUAAAACCUUCCACUGUUCCAGAAGAACUGAAUGAGGAACAUGACCAGAUGGAGGACGUUGAUUUGACACAGGAGACAACAGACCUAAAACCUUCCACUGUUCCAGAAGAACUGAAUGAGGAACAUGACCAGAUGGAGGACGUUGAUUUGAUGCAGGAUGCAAUAGACCUAAAACCUUCCACUGUUCCAGAAGAACUGAAUGAGGAAAAUUACCAGAUGGAGGACGUUGAAUUGACGCAGGUCAGUGAGUCUGCAAUAGAACCAGAAAGAGACUCUUUCAAGUUGCUCAUAAAGCCUCGCCAUUUCCAUCCUGAAAGUCAAACAACGGUGGGAGCAAGUAGAAUUUCAUUGUCAAAGUCCUUCUCCAGUAAAUAUGAUGUGCCUGUAGGAGCAGAGGGCAUGUGUAGGCCCAGUGUUUAUUGUGGGUCUUGCAAUGAGCUUGACCAGAUGAAUGGGAAUGCUUCAGCUGAGUCUCUGAGUGCAGAGAGUAGAGCCAGCGAGUCUGGACUCUCUCUGAACAUGGCUACUGCUACCAAUGAUUUGAAUAAAGGUGUACUUUUGCUGUCCUGCCCUAAAGAUCCCUGCCCCAAUCCCAGUAAUAUCCCCAUUUCCGGUUCUUCAGAAGUCAUCUCAGAGCUUCCUGACAAUUUGGCCCUAACGCCUGAACAGGGUCCAGGUGACUGUGCUCAGGAAAACCUGAGGGAAAAUACCCUGACUACCGAUGAUGUGGUGGUGGGAGCAGGUGGAUCUCCACAUUCCCCUCUUGCCAUCUCACCCAAAAGAGAAAACUCUGAAACAGACACAACCAGAGAAAGUGCUCCUGGAGCUGGGGCAUGGUGUGAUACUAGGAUGGGGCUGGGGUUUGGUCUAGGAUUUGGACCUGGAACUGAGUUUGGUGUUUGGGGAGCAGGGGAGUCUCUCUCCUUGUCUCUGAGGAAGACAUAUGAGUUAGAAGCAGAGAGCCUGCUUAUGUGUGAUACAGAGGGCCAAAGCACACAGAUGGCCAUGGUUCCUAAUAUGACCAAUGUGCUGGGCUCUAUUCUGGAUGAAGAAGAUAACAACAGCUUGCAUGGAAAGAAAGAUCAAACAGUGAAUGAAGAACUGAUGGAUGAGGGAGCAUCUGAGUCCAACCUGGGCCAUUGGAAGUCCAUUGAGGAGAUCUCAGAAGCAGGGGGAGGAGAGGAUGGGAGCUCUAGAUUUCCAGAGGACGACAUCAGUAAUAUAAAUCCAGACAAUGAUGGAAACACACAAACACAAGAUACUUGGAAUAAUUCUAACAAUAACAGUGACUCUGCCUUUGGCUCAUUGGAAGGAGGAGUGUAUGGAAGUCUAAAUGCUCUGUCAGAGGAAAUGAGACCUCAGAGUGUGAGUGUCAGUGUGAGAGAGUCUAAUAUUCCACUUGUAGAGAGAGCACCUCAGAGUCUGGACAGGAUUCCUGAUCAAGAGCAACAACCUACAGAGAGCUCAAUAAACCUGUCAUCAGGCACAACACAGACACCAUUCACAAAGGACGGUGACUGUAGCAUCACGGUACCAGCUGAAACUCAUACAGAUGCAGCUACAAUAAACAAACAGCUUGAUUCACCAGAUAAACCUGAGUGUCAAACUAGGCCAGAGUGUCAGACAUCCACUCCAGAGAGUAACCGGUUUCCUCUACUACAGGGAUCCUUUGGAUCCUUUACUCCAAAAUGUAAAUCUGAUCAUCUCAGACCAAGCCGAGCUUGUCAAGACAAGGAGAAACAUACUGGUUCUCUGACAGAAUUAGAGGUGUUUGAGCCUCAAACUGAAGGCCAAAGAAAAGGUGAUGUCUGUCCUGUGAAAGACAGAAUUAUUGAUGAACCAAAGACUAAAGAUGCCUUUAGAGGACAACAGUGUGUUGUUUGUAACUCAGGGGAAGACGAUGAGGAAGAAAAAGUGGAAGUGAAUGCAAAAGAAAUAGGUGAAGAAAAACAUAACAAAAAUGAAAGAAAGCCAUCUUCUGCACAAAAUGACCCAGAGCACUUUACCUGUCACGUCCCCAAAGGGGAAGUUUGCACAGAUACACCAAUCGCUGCUAAGAAAGGGAGGAAGGGGAAGAAGAACAAAAACAGGGCAUCCCAGGCGGGCAGUCAUACUGACUCUAGUCCAGAAUCUGUUGAUGAUCCAAAGAAACCCUCAAAGGAGAUUGCAGACAAUUCAAAAACCAAGGCAGGCCGUGAUGCAAGCAACUUUAUAUCAUCACCUUAUCAGCAGAAGACUUCUGACAGAGAACAAGUUGAAUCUGAUUCACAGACGCAGGGGGAUGACAGUCCCAGUCCUGAGGUCAAAAGUCCUAACCAUGGACAGUGCAAUUCCACGACACAGAUCCCAGACAACCUCAAUAUUGUCGCUGCAAUGAGCCAAGACUUAAAUCAGCAGGAAGUGCUUGAUAACAGACCACUAUCAAGUAGUCAGAGAGGAAUCACAGUGGACAUUAAUGACAACAAUAUAGAUACUGGCCACAGCCCACCUACCCAUAAUUCAAGCUCAUGCUCUCUGGCUCCACUUUCUUUGUCAACAUGUGUUUCUUCCUCUUCCUCCUCUUCGUCCUCCUCCUCCCUACCCUCGGCCUCAACAGAACCCGAGAUCGAUCUUCCCACACCAGUGCAGGAAUCCCAACCUGUCCUUUCAGCCCAACAGCACUCUUCACUCUCCAUGUGUAACACAGCCCAUGCCCUUUUGUCUACGUGCCCCACAACACAGCAAGUCACUGAUUCAAGAUUUCUUCCUAACCUCCCAGACGUUCCAACAACAGCUGCAUCUGUCACAAGCAUCACCUCACCCUCAUUCUCCACUGCCAUACCAUUAAGUCUUUUCCAGGCAACCCAGGAAUCAUCUUUAUCCGUGUCGGGGACUCUAGACUCAGGAUGUGUUCCAGACUGUGUUUACCAUCCCCAAUCUCAGUCACAUUCACAGUAUAAGGCCAACGUCAAAGUACAGCCUCACAAACAAAGCAAGCAAGGUCUCACAUGGAGCACUCAGGACAAAUGCAGAGGUCCUAGUUUGGCUGAAGAGGAUACAGACAGUGAGGAUGAUGGUGGACUCCCUCGACAAGGUCAAAGAUCCAAGCCCAGAGGAGUUGCAGGAAACAGAAAUGGAUCAUUGCAGGGCCCGUCUGCGCCAGCCAAUCAACAGGAAAUCAAGCCUUUCCCUUCCCGCCGUCUUACUGACAGACAGUUAGGCUGUCCAGUCAGCCACAGCCACAACAUUUCCGACGAGACUGAUCUAUCAUUCAAAAACAAUUGCUCCAUAUUGGCUUCAUGUAAUGAGUCUGAGAGCGAAGGGUCAGUGCCUGAGCUAGAAGAGCCAGAGCCACUGAGACCAUCAGAGCCACAGUCUAUCACCUCUGCAGAUGAAGGGCUGAACAGACCAAAACAGAGCCGCAGUGAGAAGAAAGCCCGCAAGGCCAUGUCUAAACUAGGUCUGAAACCAGUCCACGGUGUGACCAGAAUCACUAUUAGGAAGUCCAAGAGUAUCUUGUUUGUCAUCAGCAGACCAGAUGUGUUCAAAAGUCCCGUGUCAGAUAUUUACAUUGUAUUCGGAGAGGCAAAGAUUGAGGACCUGUCUCAGCAGGCUCACAAAGCAGCUGCAGAGAAAUUCAAGGUGCCUGUGACCUCUUCUCCCUUAGCCCCACCUGUCCUACCCAGCCUCACCAUCAAGGAGGAGAGUGAAGAGGAGGAAGAAGAGGUGGACGAGGGAGGUCUCGAGCAGAGAGACAUUGAGCUGGUCAUGGCCCAGGCCAAUGUGUCACGAGCCAAGGCCGUCCGUGCGCUGAAACACAACAAGAAUGACAUUGUGAACGCUAUCAUGGAGCUGACCAUGUGAGCGGUGAGGACUAUUUGAAUCCUGACUCCCUUAUUCCAGCCUAUAAAGCCUAAAAAAAAAUAAAAAAAACUUCUGUAUCGCUGCUACUGUAUGUUGCAUCCCCAGUAUCUGCUAAAUAAAGUCUGUUCCAGUGUG
Mugil cephalus (flathead mullet) is the source of this 7510-nucleotide messenger RNA. RefSeq names its product NAC alpha domain containing (gene nacad). The record is from RefSeq and is a predicted model, not a curated record. The transcript has 10 exons. Gene Ontology annotation, cellular component: nascent polypeptide-associated complex; cytoplasm. The coding region runs from base 377 to 7375 and encodes 2332 amino acids. NCBI's taxonomy places the organism in Eukaryota, Metazoa, Chordata, Actinopteri, Mugiliformes, Mugilidae. Gene Ontology annotation, biological process: protein targeting to membrane.